Messenger RNA from Astrephomene gubernaculifera, 378 nucleotides. The record is from the annotation of a GenBank genome assembly. Lineage: Eukaryota; Viridiplantae; Chlorophyta; Chlorophyceae; Chlamydomonadales; Astrephomenaceae.
AGGCCUCCCCUCGCGCCGAUGGACUCCUUAGCGGCAGUCCUCAGGGCGGUGCAGGCAACUCGUCGGCCAGGAGUCCCCGCUCAGAGGCCUCCCCUCGCGCCGAUGGACUCCUUAGCGGCAGUCCUCAGGGCGGUGCAGGCAACUCGUCGGCCAGGAGUCCCCGCUCAGAGGCCUCCCCUCGCGCGGAUGGACUCCUUAGUGGCCGUUCGCAGGGCGGUGCAGGCAACUCGUCGGCCAGGAGUCCCCGCUCGGAGGCCUCCCCUCGCGCCGAUGGACUCCUUAGCGGCAGUCCUCAGGGCGGUGCAGGCAACUCGUCGGCCAGGAGUCCCCGCUCAGAGGCCUCCCCUCGUUCAGCUGCCGCUUUUGGCGGCUGCAAGC